This is a messenger RNA of Puccinia triticina, 489 nucleotides long. RefSeq lists its product as uncharacterized. NCBI's taxonomy places the organism in Eukaryota, Fungi, Basidiomycota, Pucciniomycetes, Pucciniales, Pucciniaceae. The record is from RefSeq and is a predicted model, not a curated record. Gene Ontology annotation, biological process: peroxisome fission; autophagy of mitochondrion; mitochondrial fission. Gene Ontology annotation, molecular function: protein binding. The transcript has 4 exons. The coding region runs from base 1 to 489 and encodes 162 amino acids. Gene Ontology annotation, cellular component: peroxisomal membrane; mitochondrial outer membrane.
AUGGUCACCUCGUCAACAUCCUCGACUGAUAAGCUACCAUACGCAGCCGACAUUUCACUUGGACUGUCUCCCGAGGAACUAACGGUCCUGAGGGAGCAAUACCAGAACGAACAAGCCAAGGGAUGGAUAUCAACUCAAACCAAAUUUAAUCUCGCUUGGGGACUCGUAAAAGGAAACCCACGACAAGGACAAGUUUCUGAAGGAAUCGCUAUACUAAUGGAUGUCUAUCGAACUGAUGCAACUCGCCGCCGAGAAUGUCUUUAUUACCUUUCAUUGGGACAUUACAAACUGGGGAAUUAUAGUGAAGCAAAACGUUUCAAUGAUCUACUGUUGGAAAAGGAACCUCAUAACCUUCAAGCGAAAUCCUUGGCUCAGCUGAUUGAAAAGGCGGUCACUCAAGAAGGUUACCUCGGUCUUAGCUUGGCGGGUGGUGCUGCGCUUGUUGGCGGAGUAUUGUUGGCUAGUUUGUUCUCCGGCCGUCGGCGUUGA